AUGUUGGGCAUCGGCAAGAAGCUCUUCUCGAUGUAUCAGGCGCACGCGGACAAGUCCGGCGGCGGUAUGGGAGCUCCGCGCGACGCGUCGGCGCUGCUUUCGUCCAUGUCGGCGGGCGCAUCGGGCGAGAACAAGUGGAAGCUCACCAACCUGGCCGGCAUUGGCUCGGACGACGACAAGGACCUGCGCGAGAAGGCCGCCGAGUCGGAGGGUGAGUUCGCCGCCGCGGGCGAGGCCCCGGGCCUGGAGAUCUGGCGCAUCGAGAAGUUCCAGCCGGAGAAGCUCGAGCCCAGGGCUGGCAACCUCUCGUUGUACAGCGGCGACUGCUACAUCGUGCUCAGCACCACCCGCAAGCAAGACUCUGACGCACUCGACUGGCAGCUGCACUACUGGAUUGGAAAGGACUGCUCGCAGGAUGAGUCCGGGUCCGCGGCCUACUUUACCGUUAACCUUGAUGAUAUGCUCAACCAAAAGCCCGUCCAGCAUCGCGAGGUCCAAUACAGCGAGUCUUCCUUGUUCCAUUCUUAUUUCGACUCGGUCACUUACCUCGAUGGUGGAAUCGACAGUGGGUUUAACAAGGUUGAACCGGAGGUGUAUAAACCACGUCUUUUGCAGAUGGCAUCACUCGGCGGCACUGUUCGCGUCCUCCAAGUUCCCCUCAAUCCGUCUUCCUUGAACAGCGGUGACAUAUUUUUGCUUGACAACGGCAUGACCAUUUACCAGUUCAACGCCCCCGACGCUGAUUUUAAGGAGCGUCGUCGAGCAAUGGAAAUCGUGGAGCAAGACAUCAAGGCCGAAAGAGAUGGUCUGCCGGACGUUAUCUUUCUAGACGGUGACGAAGUCUUCACGUGCGAUGCCUUUUGGGAACUCUUGGGAGGCAAGAUUGAUGAGCUGCCUCCCCCGGAUGCGGACAGGGAUGUCGAGGCCGGGGAAGUCGACCUUUCCGGUGCCAAGAAACUGUUCAAAAUUUCCGACGAGGAUGGGUCCUUAGUCAUGUCGCUGGAGAAGGAAGACGGCGAGCUCUCUGAAUCUGAUAUUAACGAUACUGAUGCUUGGGUGAUUGCUUGCAGUGGCCAGUGCUUUAUCUACAUUGGAGAAGGGACAAACCAGGAUGAGAAAUUCUAUGUCUGGAACAACUGCGACAAAAUUCUCCUGGCGGCAGAUUUGGAUUCCGCCGCCGCCACAAGCUUCCUGUCUAAGGACUCUGAUGCUGAGACCUGGGCAAAAUUGUUCUCUUAGUUUCAUUCCCAUUCUUACGUUUGUACUUUUCUGGGGGUGGGUACACGGUGACGCAUGGUAGUCGAGCCUCACGAGAAUGAUUCACUCCGUUUCGCAACUAAACUUUUUUUUCGA
Messenger RNA from Chondrus crispus (carragheen), 1353 nucleotides. RefSeq names its product Severin. The record is from RefSeq and is a predicted model, not a curated record. The transcript is spliced from 4 exons. Gene Ontology annotation, molecular function: actin filament binding. NCBI's taxonomy places the organism in Eukaryota, Rhodophyta, Florideophyceae, Gigartinales, Gigartinaceae. The coding region runs from base 1 to 1239 and encodes 412 amino acids.